Messenger RNA from Drosophila navojoa, 745 nucleotides. RefSeq names its product alpha-galactosidase MYORG. NCBI's taxonomy places the organism in Eukaryota, Metazoa, Arthropoda, Insecta, Diptera, Drosophilidae. Gene Ontology annotation, molecular function: hydrolase activity, hydrolyzing O-glycosyl compounds. The record is from RefSeq and is a predicted model, not a curated record. Gene Ontology annotation, biological process: carbohydrate metabolic process.
CAUUUAGCAUACGCUUUGGCCGCAACGAGUCGCAACCUGGACGCCAACGCGCGCGUACGUAGCCCCCGCGCGCAUUCCCAGCUGUGUAUUGAACGCGCGUGAAUCGAGUUGAGUCGGGAGAAUGUCUCAGGAGGCGGCGUCGCCUCUGCUGCUGGCCGCGCAGGCGCUGCCCUAUGCGGACGAGCCAGUGGAGGGCGAGGAGGAGCUGGACGAGAAGGAGAAGGAGAGGGAGAAGCAGAAGAAGGAGGAGGAGGCAGACCAUAGGCGGCGGGAGUGCGAGCAGGAGCAGCCGCGCAAGCAAUCUCUCGGCCAGCGACGUAAUGUGGAGCUGCCAGAGCUGUAUGUGGUCAAUGAGCUGCCGGAAGAGCUGGAGACGAUGCGGGAAAGAGACAGAGAUAGAGACAGAGACAUACAACACUUUGGACCCGGACUGCGACGCAAUUCAAUUUCAUUGCCGCAGGGCAUCAACUCGCUGGACUUGGAAGCGCUACGAUUGCGCCACCAGAUGCUGGCGCAGGAAUCUCUGAACGAGGAGAGCCAAGCGGAAAGCAUCGUGGACGAUGCAUCCGCCUCCAGCAUUGGCACGCCCACAACGAUUUCGGCCCUGCCCAUUCCGCAUGUCAAUCCGCAUCACAGCAAGGAGGAGGAGGAGGACGACGACAGCAGCGAUGAGUUUGGCAAUGCCAAGAAACCAGUACACAAGUGAGUGGAAACCAGAUGCAAUCAGAUAUAGAAUCUAUAUACA